GAUAACCCCGUUGUCAUUUCAUUUGGACGCUAUAAUUAUUUGUAACUAACACAAUAAUAUUAAUUUUGUUUAUAUAUUUUUAGUAUAAUUGACUGAAAUUUAUCCUUUUUAAUCAAUACGUUAUUGGUCCAUUAUAUAAUAUAAUUUUAAGCAAAACUUUAAAAAAAUUUCUAUGAAAACCAACAAGAAAUACAUUUUUUGACUAAUUUUCUAUUAAAAAUCAUAAAUUAUGAGUUCAGAGAAGUUUGACAUGAGUAAAAGUCUUUGGGAUCAAAAUACUUUUACAGGCCGUUGGAAUUAUUAUUUUUGGGUGACAAAUCCAUUGUUAUGUUUGAAAACAGAUGAAGAAUUAGAAGAAGCAAAAUUAUUACGUUUAUCUUUCAUAAAUGGUACUCAUCCACCAGGAACUACUAGAGAACAAUUAUUAACUGCUAAACAAAUUUAUGAAAGUUCCUUUCAUCCAGAUACGGCUCAAAAACAAAAUGUAUUUGGUCGAAUGUGUUUUCAAGUCCCUGGUGGUAUGGCAAUUACUGGAGCUAUGUUGUCAUUUUAUAAAACAGUACCAGCAGUAGUGUUUUGGCAAUGGAUAAAUCAGUCAUUUAACGCUUUAGUAAAUUAUACAAAUCGCAACGCGAAUUCACCUCUUAGUCAAAAUCAAAUGGGUGUUGCUUAUGUAUCAGCAACAGUAGCUGCUUGUUUUACAUCAAUUCGAUUUAAACAAUACCUAACUAAAAAUACUACACCUUUUUUCCAAAGAUAUGUUCCAUUUGCUGCAGUUGCUGCUGCAAAUUGUGUUAACAUACCAUUAAUGCGUCAGAAUGAGUUAUUAGAAGGAGUGGAUGUUUUUGAUGCUGAAAAAAAUAGAGUGGGAUGUUCUAAAUUAGCUGCUGCUAAAGGAAUUUCACAAGUUAUUCUUUCUAGAAUUGUAAUGUGUGCACCUGGAAUGGUAUUGCUUCCUGUAAUUAUGGAAAAGCUUGAAAAAGAAAGUGUAUGGUUUAAAAAAAAUACAUGGUUGCAUGCACCUUUUCAGACACUUGCCGUUGGAUGUUUUUUAAUUGGUAUGGUACCAACAGCUUGUGCUCUCUUUCCUCAAUUCAGUCCCAUAAAACUAAGUACAUUGGAAAAGUAUGAACAUGCUGCUUAUUGUGACAUAAUUAACAACUGUAAAAAUCCUCCUGCUAUAGUGUACUCAAACAAAGGUCUUUGAGAAAAUUAAAUAUGUAAGAAACAUUUUCAAGAA
This is a messenger RNA of Daktulosphaira vitifoliae (grape phylloxera), 1240 nucleotides long. It is a transcript of the gene Sfxn2, whose product is annotated as sideroflexin-2. The coding region runs from base 230 to 1207 and encodes 325 amino acids. Gene Ontology annotation, molecular function: monoatomic ion transmembrane transporter activity. Gene Ontology annotation, biological process: serine import into mitochondrion; monoatomic ion transport. The record is from RefSeq and is a predicted model, not a curated record. The transcript is spliced from 9 exons. Gene Ontology annotation, cellular component: mitochondrial inner membrane. Lineage: Eukaryota; Metazoa; Arthropoda; Insecta; Hemiptera; Phylloxeridae.